Xylaria bambusicola is the source of this 3241-nucleotide messenger RNA. RefSeq lists its product as uncharacterized. The record is from RefSeq and is a predicted model, not a curated record. The coding region runs from base 442 to 2592 and encodes 716 amino acids. Lineage: Eukaryota; Fungi; Ascomycota; Sordariomycetes; Xylariales; Xylariaceae. The transcript has 5 exons.
GGUACCUAGUAUGUAGAAGGUACCAAGCUAAUGCGUCGCGUGUUCUACAUACAUACCUACAUACACCUAGGUAAUAGUGUAGUGUAGAUGACCUGUUGCAACUUGAAGUAGACAGUCGCAUUCAUAAACCAGGCGCUUAGUUGAACUUCUUAUACCAUUUCCCAUUGCUUCUUGUUUACCUACUCACUUAUAUUCAUCCAACUUCUAUUUCUACUUCCAUACAUCUUUAUCAUACACUGAGUCCAGUCUUCAAGCCGGCCUCUCUCCCUUCACUGAUCUAGCACAUCCCCUCCCCCCCUCCUCCCCUCUUCCGCCAACUUUCACAUCGUCGAUCACUCUGCUACAGUUGACGAGAGACCUCACACUUGCUUCAGCCCACAUCGUAGGCAAGACCUUACCGAUACCGAUACAAUCGAGCACAUUGCGCCCGCUUCCGCCGUCAUGGCCAAACGUAGAAGACUCGCCAUGCCGGUUCGUCCCCCAACCUACGAAGAUACUGCCCGCCACUACAAGGAAACGUCAGUGCUGAAGCCAGUCAGCCCCUCUACUCACACCGAUAAUUGGCCGUGUUUCCUCCUCUCCGAAGCCACCGUCCAUAUGCGCGAUGGCAGUUUGAUGGAUCUGCUGAAUGUCGACCUGUUCGGUCCUUUUAUCGUUCGCGGAAAGCUUGAAAUUGAGAAGGAUAACGAGAGAUACCUUGUCAAUCGCAACAUGAAGGCGAAAACGCUUUGGAUCCAGAUUGAAAGCUCGCGUACCUUCUCCGUAGGCGCCAAAGAUGCCAGCUUAACCUCCCCCGUAGUAUGGGCCAGCGGCGAGGCAGGUUGGUUCGAGAUUGUGCCUGCACCAUGCUACCAAUAUAUAUGUGAUGGGAUGUUCCAAGCUGUCCGCCUGCACUACUCUCUUCUGGACCAGUAUGAAGAAGCCGUUGAGAAGCUACGAAAAUCAAGAAAAAAGAAAAGGCCGACGUUCGCAGAUGUCUCUAUUGAGAUAGACGAGCUACUCUUCCAGUGUGCUCUACGUGCUGGAGACGGUCAAACUGUUGAAGAAGCCCGCAAAGUGUUGAAAUACAAUGGCGCGUUUUUCUUGUCACAUUUCCCAAAGGACACUAAUUUAUACCCGCACCUAAUCGAGCAGCAGCCUGGUGUUGCUAGACUCCUAACUCAAAAGACUGCAAGCUCUAAGUGGACCGAAUUCCUCAAUAAACCUAGCCCUUUGAUAGCUUACGACUACUCGCAAGGUAAAGAAUCUUCAUCGCCCGAGAUUCCUAAUGGGGGGAAGAAGGGCAAAGGGCGCCCUAAACAUAGUGUUUCCCAAACCACACGGUCUAGUGAAAUGUCCGACAUGAAAGGCGUUGUUAGCUCAUCCAAGAAAGAUCGAGGGCAUCACCAAUUGAGAUCUACGAGGACAAAGACCGGAUCUCCAGCAGAGAUUCCUCAAAAAGUUGACGAUAUCACCAUGACGGAUUCGCCCAGCAACAACAACCCGGGCCCCUCGAAAUCACAUAAUGUUCGCGAUGGAGUUGGUGGAGACAAUGCGACAAUAGACACCAGUGCCACACAAGGGACAGAAUCAUCGAGCCAUGUUCUCGUGGGUGCCUUGAAAGACGCUAGGAGAAAUUAUCUUCAGUCAAUCAGUGAAGGUAAACAGAAGAAGCAGCUACACCAAAUAACCGCCAAGAGCUGGCAAAACAAGGUUUACCUAGAGUGUAACAUCAAAAGCUACAGCGCGGUAGAAGAAAUCUUUCAAUAUCACGCUCGAGAUCUGGUGCGGCUUCUAGGCCCAGAAUGGCACGAUACUAAAAUCUAUCAGUGGGCUAAAGAGAAUUCAUCAACUUCGCCAACACUCACACUCAUCUCGGAAGCAGAGGUCAACCAAAUUGUCAGAAGAGUGAAGAAAUCGGCACGAACAGCACAUACACAGAACGUCGCGAGCGAAAACGAGCAGUCAGUAGUCAACGAGUAUGCGGGCAAACAAACACCCAGAAAUCGCCAGAGUGGUAAGGCCGCUGGGCUGAGGCCGUCUACGGGAGGCAAAAAGCGAGUGCGACAAGAAAUGGACUUUGACGACGACAUGGACCUUGAUGAGGAUGGAAUACUCAACAAGAAGUACAAAAAGUCGCAUUAUUUUAUCGAAGAGGAUGACGAAGUUGAUGAUGACAAUGACAGCACUGAAGACGACGAUGAAGACUCUUCGGGUGAGAGCAAGUCCCAUGUAGGAAAGGACACUAUGGCAAUGACACAGCUUGUCAUCCGUGCAGAGAAACUACCGUCGGCCCAGUCACAAAGACUCAACCAGACGUGGAUUUGCGAAGAGCCUGAUUGUGGUUACAUCGUGAGAGCCGCCCACGAAGAAGACGGCCAGAAACUUAUCAAUGCUCACUACGAAGGGCAUGAGAAAGAAGCCCAAGAUGAAGCACAUGAGAUGGCCUUAGACAGGGUCAACCUUGCCGUCCAAGAGGCAAGAGGACAUAUGCCAAUUAAUCACCUACUCGAAAAGAUUCGCAAACUAGGCGAAAACUCGAAGCGGCGCGAUGAGGUCCAUCUGCAUGGGCAGGCGGUUCCUGAGCCAAUCAAAAGAACUCUCCUCAUAUGAUUACAUGAGAUCUCUCAAUUCAUUACGCCUAUGCGCACAAGCUAUACUAGGCUUAAACGAUCUGCUUUUGAGAUCCCGUAUUAUUGCCGAUUUAGGCGAGCUUGCCCAACAAAACACCAAACGUUUAGCUAUAGACAGGAUUCUUUCCAUUACCCAACUGGGGUUGGCAAGCCUGGCCGAAUCCAUGACUCAAGACAAUGUAAAUACAGAUGAGGGGGGUUGAAACAGAUCGGAUUACUCGGCGAGGCCAUGGUUUGACUGUCGAUAUAUAUUGAAGGAUUCGGUGUUUGGCAGAUUAGAGUGGAUGAUACCCCAGCUUCUUCGUAUGCUUUUCCGACUUAUGACUUAAUAUGAAUGGAUUUCCAUGACUUUAUCUCAGAUGAUACGCGACUAUUUUAAUGGCCUAUUAUCUAGUGCCUACGGAAAUAUCAUGAAUGCAAGUUUUUGGAUGUUACAAGUAUUGAGAGCUGUGCUAGUGCAUUUGUUCUAGUAUGUCACACUGGAUCUGAAGCUAUUAGGUGUCAAGAUCAGAAUGUUAAUAGUGAAAGGUCACUGGACUCAAAGAGUCUACGCUCAUCACUGUCAGAUUUCUAGGUUGUCUAGUCCAAACGCCGGCAUCGUUACACUCCAAUUCAUUAUACAACCUGGC